AGCUUCCUGAGGGCUGGGAAGAAGGGAGUUUGGGGACCGGAACGUCAGGGGGCUGAGGGCCCGAGCUCGGGGGGCCUGGGGAAUUGGAUGCCGGGCUCUGGGACCGCCGCGUCUGCGGGGUGGGGCCCUGGACCCCCAGACACCUGGAGUGCUGGGGGCUGUUGCCUUGUGGGAGAGGGAUCGAGGAGGGCUCGGAGCCCUGGCUUCCGGUGGGGGGGGGGGAAUAGGGGGUUUGCCCCUAGAGCACAGGGAUAGUGGCAACCCGGAGAGAAGUCUCCAGGGAGCGAUGCCCGAAGCCUCCGAACUGGGCGGUCUGGGGUGGGAUUUUUUACGGAAGCGAGGGGAGCUGCAGAGGGGUGCCCUCCUCCCCCUUCCUCAGUUUCCACUACGCUGGUGGAAAGUUGGGUCGGAGGGACAGUGCGGAGCAAAGAGAAGGAAAAGGCGGGGGCGGGCGCCGCACACAGAAUCUGCUGCUGGCUUUGGACUUCCUUCUCGGCGGCACAAUGUGCCAGUUUUUCCGCGCGGGAGGGCGAGGAGGAGGCACCCACACUCACUUCCCCCGCGCGAUUGGUGACUUAAGGACCCCCUGACGACUUCCUCCCCUCCUCCCCCGCUCAGUGAGCCGGAAUGAACGCAGCCACUGCCCGACACAGACGGUGAAGAAGCUCCUGGAAGAACAGAGGCGCCGCCAGCAGCAGCCAGAUGCUGGUGGGGUCCCGGUUGCGAACAGAGGCGGAGGAAUCUGCCAUCUGCCGGAUGAACUGACCGGAUGAACUGCUUCUACCUUUACAGGGACAGUUCCCACCUCCCCAGUCCCAGCUGCAGCCCCAGCCCCCGCCCCCGCCCCUGAUCCCAUCUGUGAAUGAGGUGGAACCUGGACACCAGGACACCGUGGGCUCUGGCCUUGGCAACCUGGCUCCCGUCGCUGGCUUUCCAGACUGGGACUCCAGCAUGCACACUGCCUAUCCAGACAGUGCCUUCUCUUACCCCAUGUGUCCUGCGGAAGCUACCCUCACGCCUGAUUUCCACCUAUCCUUGGACCAAGGGCGGUCGUGCCCAUUUUCCCUGGGGAUGGAGGACUCCCUGGACAGCACUCGGCUGUAUGCAGAGCCUUCCAUACCACAGCCAGCAUCCUGGAGAGUUUCGGGACUCCCCCCGGGACCCCCACCUUUGCCCGCUUCUACUGGGCCAUCCCUGGACACAGCGCGAGCUCACAUGCUGGCUUUAGGGCCUCAACAGCUGCUGGCCCAGGAUGAAGAGGGGGACACGCUCCUGCACCUGUUUGCAGCCCGGGGCCUGCGCUGGGCAGCAUACGCCGCAGCCGAGGUGCUCCAGGCCUACAGGCAGCUGGACGUUCGUGAGCAUAAGGGCAAGACCCCUCUGCUGGUGGCUGCCGCCGCCAACCAGCCCCUGAUUGUGGAGGAUCUGCUGAGCCUGGGAGCAGAGCCGAAUGCCACCGACCAUCAGGGACGUUCCAUCUUGCACGUGGCUGCCACCUAUGGACUGCCGGGAGUGCUCUCGGCUGUGUUUAACUCAGGGGUCCAGGUUGACCUGGAAGCCAGAGACUUCGAAGGACUCACUCCCCUCCACACAGCUAUCCUGGCCUUCAAUGUCGCCAUGUGCCCACCCAACCUCUGUCCCCAGGGGCUGAGUACCCAAGCCCGAGACAGGCUGGCUUGUGUUCAGAUGUUGCUGCACGUGGGUGCUGACCACACCAGCCAGGAGAUCAAGAGCAACAAGACGGUUCUGCACUUGGCCGUGCAGGCUGCCAACCCUACCCUGGUUCAGCUGCUGCUGGAGCUGCCACGGGGAGACCUGCGGGCCUUUGUCAACAUGAAGGCCCACGGGAACACAGCCCUCCACAUGGCGGCUGCCCUGCCCCCUGGGCCGCCCCAGGAGGCCAUCGUGCGGCACCUGCUGGCAGCGGGGGCAGACCCCACACUUCGCAACCUGGAGAACGAGCAGCCUGUACACCUGCUGCGGCCCGGGCCGGGCCCCGAGGGGCUCCGGCAGCUGUUGAAGAGGAGCCGUGUGGCGCCCCCAGGCCUGUCCUCUUAGGACUCAAACCCAGAACCUGGACUGAUUUUCCAGUCCCCACCGUCCUGUGGGACAGCCAGCGUAUGCGAAUGAUGCAAAUCCAUGAUAAUGUAUGUGCAGUGUCCUGCCAUUGGGGUCUUACAUUAAAACCCUGAAGUGGCUGCUGGGGGGGUUGAGCAGUCCCCAAUAUUUGGGGGUGGUGUGAUGCCCCUCCCCCACCCACAAGGUGCCUUCUUGAUGAUUUCUGUGAAAUCGAGGCCCCUUGAUUGUUUCUGUGAAACACCCCGAGCCCCUGUUGCUUUACCCACCGGGAUUUUUUUUUUGGGAUCAUCUCCCCUGACUGAGGUCUUUAUACCUGGAAAUUUAGAUGAAAUGUGCCCUAUGUAGUACUCGGGGCAUCCCUACAUCAUCCCAGGGUCAGGCCCCCUGACCCCUGCCUGAAACUCCCCAUUAAACUCAGUUUGGACUAGAA
Messenger RNA from Oryctolagus cuniculus (rabbit), 2509 nucleotides. The record is from RefSeq and is a predicted model, not a curated record. NCBI's taxonomy places the organism in Eukaryota, Metazoa, Chordata, Mammalia, Lagomorpha, Leporidae.